Messenger RNA from Mercenaria mercenaria, 641 nucleotides. RefSeq names its product histone H2A-like. Bases 168 to 572 code for a protein of 134 amino acids. The record is from RefSeq and is a predicted model, not a curated record. Lineage: Eukaryota; Metazoa; Mollusca; Bivalvia; Venerida; Veneridae. Gene Ontology annotation, molecular function: structural constituent of chromatin; DNA binding; protein heterodimerization activity. The transcript has 3 exons. Gene Ontology annotation, cellular component: nucleosome.
GAGCAGUCCAGUUUUGCGCGACAGGCGGAACACCGCAGCACGAGAAACACGUGAAUUGGUGAAAUUUCUCUAUUUUUUUUUCUUUCCACCGUUACCAGCAGUACACGUUGGCAGUUAGCUGGGGCGAGAGAAGGACGGCCUCUGUCUUGUUGAAUAAGGUUACAGCUAUGUCCGGCAGAGGAAAGGGCGGGAAAAUCAAGAAGGCGGGAAAGUCGCGCUCCAGCAGAGCCGGUCUACAGUUUCCAGUUGGGCGUCUCCACAGACUUUUAAGAAAGGGUAACUAUGCUGAGAGAAUUGGAGCAGGUGCGCCAGUGUAUCUUGCCGCUGUGUUGGAGUACCUUGCAGCAGAAGUGCUGGAAUUAGCCGGAAACGCCGCACGUGACAAUAAGAAAUCUCGCAUAAUCCCGCGACACAUUCAAUUAGCAAUAAGGAAUGAUGAAGAAUUAAAUAAAUUGUUAAGCGGUGUAACGAUUUCACAGGGCGGUGUUCUUCCCAACAUUCAGAAUGCUCUGCUCCCCAAAAAGACAGGAAAAGCGGCAAAGUCAUCUUCUUCUCAGUCGCAGGAAUUCUGAAAGUUUUGUAUGAAAACUGCCAAAAUAUGAAGACAAAAAUAGAGAGAAAUAAACAUCAGUCUCAUAGCA